UUCUAACAUUUGAGGGCAUUAUUACAUUCUCUCAAAAUCCAUGGAUUCCCAUUGGCUUCACCAUCUCCUCUCUGUCUACCUCUCCUUCACAAUCGCCAUACUAGAAUCUAUCCUCUUAGCUCUAUCUAACAUCAAACGGUUCCCCUUCUUCGUCACUCUCGCAAACACCAUCCUCUCCCUCUAUUAUCGAUUCAACUGCAAUCUAUCACCCUACACCGUUGAUCUGGAUGACCAGACCACCAUGCAUUAUUGGACCGCCUCUCACAGACGGUUCGAUAAGCCCAACCUCAUCUUAAUCCACGGCUACGGUAGCACCUCGCUAUGGCAGUUCGUGCGCCAGGUGGGGACACUGUCCCGGAGUUUCAACUUGUACGUACCUGAUCUGUUGUUCUUUGGGAAGUCGCACACAAAGCAAUCAGACCGAACAGAUGUGUUUCAAGCGAGGUGUGUGAGUGAGGGGCUGAAGAGAUUGGGUGUGGAGAGGUACUCGGUGUACGCUAUUAGUUAUGGGGGAUGGGUGGGUUACCGGAUGGCUGAGAUGUACCCUAAGGUGGUAGACAAGGUUGUGAUCGUUAGCAGUGGGUUGGGGUUUGUAGGGGAGGAGAGAGAAAAACACCUUAGGAAGAUUGAGGUGAAUAUUAUGGAUUUGCUUUGUCCACAGAAAUCAGAUGAUUUACGAUCGCUAGUCAGUUUGACGAUGCACAAAUACAAUCUAGCCAAGUGGAUUCCAGAUUUCUUCCUUCGCGAGUACAUCAGUGUGACGUCUAAAAAUUUCAGGAAGGAGAGACUAGAACUUGCAGAAUACUUACUGGCAAAGACUACAGAUAAUGAUCUCCCUACUCUAACCCAGGAAACACUACUUAUUUGGGGUGAUAAAGACAAUGUCUUCCCUCUAUUUUUGGCCCAUCGAUUGCAAAGUCAUUUGGGACCAAAAUCGAAGUUAGAGAUAAUUAAGGACACAGGACAUGCAGUAAAUUUCGAUUCUCCUGAUGUGCUUAAUGAUUUGAUCAAAUCAUUUGUUUUAAGUAGCCCAAAACUUGAAGUCGAAACUUGCAUUCAAGCACAAAAAAGGUGUCUUACUAUUGAUUUUUAGUUAUUUAUGGUUUUAUUGGUGCUGAUAUAUAUAGUACUAGUUAUAAUUUAUGGUUUUAAGUAGUUCUCUUGAGCUCCAUUCUUGUUGCAAAAAUAAAAAUUCUGUAAUUUGUCUACAAGUGCACAUUUGUUAUCGGAGGCAAAUUGCCUAAAUGGCAUUUCCAAUGGAAUAAAUUUUUGAUUUGUUUUA
Camellia sinensis is the source of this 1282-nucleotide messenger RNA. RefSeq lists its product as uncharacterized. NCBI's taxonomy places the organism in Eukaryota, Viridiplantae, Streptophyta, Magnoliopsida, Ericales, Theaceae. The record is from RefSeq and is a predicted model, not a curated record.